Anarrhichthys ocellatus (wolf-eel) is the source of this 7275-nucleotide messenger RNA. RefSeq names its product raftlin, lipid raft linker 1b (gene rftn1b). The record is from RefSeq and is a predicted model, not a curated record. The coding region runs from base 590 to 2680 and encodes 696 amino acids. The transcript is spliced from 10 exons. Lineage: Eukaryota; Metazoa; Chordata; Actinopteri; Perciformes; Anarhichadidae.
CUGGUGCGGCUGCCGGAGAGACAGGCAGAGAGGCAGAGAGGCAGAGAGGCUGUGCAGAACAGACGCUGGGUCAGAGCGCUCAGUUGCUUCAGACAAUCACCGGGGAGCGAGAGAAAGACACAAGAAAAGAGACAGAGAGAGAGAGAGCGCGCAUAGAAAGAUAGACUGAAAAGGGAAGGGGGUCAGAGGAGGGAGGUAAAUAUGUGACAGGAUGUGGUUUCCCUGAGCUUGCAGAACAUCGGCAUACAGGCAUACUUUGAGCAUGACCUAGACACACUGAGCUUACAAGUGUGUUUGAGCUCCGUUAGGUGGAGAGGGGGAAGACGAAGCAAACCGCUGGAUCUGCCGCUGCUGCUGCUGAAGCCUGCAGACGCUCUGGUUGCUCUGUUGCCCGCCCGGAGGAUUGUGUUUCCUCCAAGCCAAGCAGCCUCCUCAAUGAGCUUGCCGGACAGGAUCUGAACCCGUCCUCCAUCCCUCCUUCCCAGUAGAAUGCGUUUCUCUGCUGCCCCGGUUGCUGCCUCCGCGUCCGAGCAGUGAACUUUUUCAACGAGAUUCGCAAAAAACAGAGAGACCGACACGCUGCGGAGCCAUGGGCUGCGGGCUGCGUAAGAUGAAGCCGAUGCUGGAGGAGAACAGUCCGGGGAAGAUUUACUCCACCCUGAAGAGGCCACAGGUGGAGACCAAGGUGGGCGUGGCCUACACCUACCGCUACCUGGACUUCCUCAUCGGCAAAGACGGCGGGACGUCCACGCUGCGUCUCUCGUCGGUGCGGGAGCUGCCCGGCCAGCUGCAGGAGCUCUACCAGCAGGGCUUUGUUCUGGCGUCCGUUCACCCGUUCAUCCACCCCUGUGGUCCAGAGUCCAACAGCCCACAGCACCAGCUCUACCGGGCCAUCCUGAUCCGACUCAACGACGGGGUGGAAAGGAGCCAGUCUGUCUGCCCAUCGUACAAACUGCAGCUGGAAGAGUGUCUGUCUGCCGAGCAGGUGCCCACCCCAGAGCUCAUCCAGGGCUACGUCAAGAAGCAGAUCCAGGAUGCUGCUGACCAGGGGGUGAUGUUCGUGGGAUUUGUCCAGGAACCCUACGGGGCCCCGUGCACCAGGAUCCGACAACCAGACACCCCCUCCCUUUCCCUGCACUCCAGCCCCAGCUCUGUGCUCGGUUCGCUGGGCAGCUGCAGCCCCUCGAACCCCUCAAGCCCCAGAAACCACGGAGCACCUGGAGCUCAAGCGGCCGCGGUGGACAAAGACGGCAAUGAGGAGGCCUCAUGCGAGGCCGGGGAAGGAGCACCAAGUGGGGAGAAGAAUCAAAGUGGGAACACUGGGAGCCAGUCAGGGAGCGGGGUGGAGGGCAGCCAGGGCGGAGUCUCGCCUGUGGCGUCUCCAACACCGGAGGGAGAUCUGGAGCACAGCGAGGAGCUGACGGAGGAGGUGACGGAGGAGGAGUCGCCGUGUCACAACAACAACAAAGACAGCGGCAGAGACGCACAGGAGAGGCCGAGAUACCGCCCGCGGAGGGGCGACGGCGUGGAACUGCUGGCUUUGUACAACCACCCGCCGGUGCGAGAGGGCCAGAUGAAGUACUACACUGUCAAGGUGCCACUGCGGGUUCAAAACUGUGAUGAGGGGGUCAAAGGCGUGGAAGCCAACUGGCUGGAUCACAUGACUCAGCACUUCAACAAUGGAGCCUCACUGGUCGAUGGAUACUUCCACCUGGGUAAUGGGAGCGAUAUGCUGCCUAAGUCGGUGGAGAGCGUCUUCAUCUUCCAGGAGGCGAGCGAGGUUGAGCCGAACGCGGCAACCCCGACAUACGAUGCCAUCGUAGUGGAGCAGUGGACCGUCAUCAACGGUUUGCAGGUGAAAGCAGAUUAUGUUCCCCUGCUGCAGUCCCUGGCCACGUAUGGAUGGAGGCUCACCUGUGUGCUGCCAACUCCUGUAAUCAAGACCAACAGUGAUGGAAGUCUGUCCACCAAACAGAUUGUUUUCCUGCAGAGACCCAUCUUGGGCCGAAAGAAGAGGGAAUCCAAGAAAUUGAUGUUCAAGCCCCGAAGCAAGUCCAACAAGAACUGCAUCAAAGACACGGCAAAGAACAAGAAGAAGAAAAAAACAAAGACCGAGAAGGAUGCAGACGAUCCCAAGAUUGACGACAGAGAGAAGGUUGAGAAAGAGGAAGACCAGAGUAGGGAUGAGAGGGUGAACGCAACAGAUAUAGAGGCAGCAAGAGAAAGUGAGACGUCCAAAGAAAGGGAGGCGAGGUGUGAGGAAGAUAGAAUGAUUGAUGAUGGGAUUGAAAUAAGCAUUGAAAAGAAAGAUGGAGGAGCAGAGACAGAGGACAAAGGAGCAGAACACGGCACAGUGGAAGAGGGAGAAGAAAAGAUGGCACUGGAAGGAGUGGGAACAAAAGAGACCGGAGAGCCUUUAGAAAACGGGGAGGUCCAGGAAGUGACGGAAAUCGUUGCGACCGUCGAAGCUCGGCGUGAGACCAAAGAAAAAGAAGGCGAGGGCGUGGCAGAAGCUGUGAUCGAAAACGGGGUGGAGACGGACGAGGAGAAAGACGAGGGCGAAGAGAUCGCGAUCAAACGCAAGACGGAAGAGCCGGCAGGCGUGGAGGUCAUCGCCAAGGAGAUCACGGCAGAUUCACAGGCCACACCGACUAUCGAAAGCCAGGAGAAGGAAGAGUAGCCCCAAGUAGUCCGAGUCAAGAUUCUUUUCCACCCUACCUCUCAAAUUCCCCCAUCGUAAGAACUGGUUCACAGUUGUUGUCCCGGAUCCAAAUUAAAGGGGCUUCGACCCCAAUCGCUGCAGCAUUUUCCAAACCGACCAACUUUCAUAGACAAUUCACCCGCAACCUGCCAUAGUGUAGCUACAGAGAGAUUCCAUGUAACGUCAGCCCUAAUGCAUUAUCUCACAUACUGAAUGUAUAUAUAUAUAUAUAUAUCAAACACAGAUUUUCAAUGUGGAGACACUGGAAUAACAGGAGGAGGAUCGACAGGGGGUUGAAAAUCUAGAAUGAUGCCAUGAUCAGAUUGGAGCGCGUUUUCUUUUUGUUGAAGAAGAAACAGUUUAAAGGCCUGGUCACACCAGCAAAAUGAAUUUCCUUUCAAUGGAAUUGCAGAAAUAAUUGAGUUUGUUUGUCAGGGCAAAGUAAAUAUUUUCGUAAGCCAUCCUGACAGUGUUAAAACUGUACUGGAGGAAGCUAUCGUAGCUUAGCUUAGCUGUGUUGCGCCAUCCACUUUUAAUUCACCUCCUCUGUCAGAAUGUAAACUGCUACAGAGAAUCAGAGUCAAUGCUACAAAUAUGUCUUAAACUGAAACUAAAAAUAGCUAGGAGAACUGUUAAGAAUGCCUAACGCUAGCUUGUUAGCAUUUGUAGUUUACUAACUAGCCUUGUGAAUAGUCCCUACACCCUUAAUUACACUGUGCCACUUUCUGGUGUGACCAGGCCUUUAAGGGAGGAACGUUACAUGCGUAGAAAUAGAGGAGUAGAACGGACAUUCCCACUGAAGUCAACGUAGCAGGAUGGUUAGAGCGGCGGCCAUUUUUAUGUGGAACGUUGCAAAGCAGGCUACUUUCAAAUAAUCAAAUGACCACAGCGAACAGCUCGAUGUCCGUUCUACUCCUAUUCUAUUAUUAUGGUUGCAUGAUUUUCAAUGGAAUGUAAUUCUAAGGGUUAAUUACAUAAACUGAGAGAACAGCAGCGACUGUGGAUCGGAGGAAAGCUCUCUGGUUGCGUUUGAGAACCAUAAGUCCUAAUAGAUAAAGCACCCGUUACAAGAGGUACUUAUACUGAGAGCAGCUCUUUUUCAGUUUGUGAAGCUGAGAAAAAGACAAGUCACCUCCGAAAUCAGGCAGAAUUUUGACAGGUCAUCAUCCACACGACAUGACAAUUUUAAGGGCAGGCAUCUUUGUGCGAUCACAGACCGCAUCGCCAUUUUCCGUUCCUUCGUUCUGUGCACCAGAGUCAGUCGGUUGUGAUGCGGAGGGAACUCGGAGGAGAGUGCUAGUAGAGGUGAUGGCAAAGGCGUUUGUUGCGACAGGCAAUCCAAAGUAGGGUGAAGAGAUAAUUGUUUACGCUGAGCUCUAAGCCGUCAAGUGCUUCAAAGAGAGCCGAUAAUCACUCUUUGGUGUGUGGUGUGCUAAGCUCACCUUGCAUACAGAAUGUUCCAUAUUCAGAGCCGAGUCAGAUAAGGAUGUGAAAUUCAGCUGAAUGUUUGCAGCUCGGGGGGGGCAAACUCAUAUUCAGAUGCACCUAGUUAGCGCUCACAUGCAGGAGUGAGGAAUUAUUUUUUGCACAAAAGUUGCAUUUAAAAAAAAGAAAUUUGAUAUUUCCAGUCAACGGCCACAAACAAAAGCUCUCAUCAGUGCGGGGACACGGUUAAGACCGAGCCUUGUUGUUUACAGGGACCCAAAGGAACUGGAGAUCGAGGGGAGAGAAAUUGAGACGUAGAAAGAGAGCGAACCAGAAAAGACCGCAGAGGAUAAGGGAGUCAAAUAAAAGAAAUGAAUAGGCUCAUUCAAAGUAACGGCCGCUUGCGUACGGCAUUCCCCCGUUGAGAUUCCCUUCAUUAUUUUACCUCCAGCUCUUUAAGCACCUCUUUCCCAACAUCAUUUCUGACAAUAACCAAGUCAUAAUGUGCUGUUUCAUGGCACCUUGUAGCUUUCCAUUUACAAAAAAAAAGGGGGGGGGGGGGGGGGGUGAAAGGGAGGCAGGAAGGUGGCGACGUUCACGGUGUGGAGCUCUCAUUAGCUCACUAAUGGCUUUUGUCAGUGGGGUAUCUGUCAGGAAUCAUGCAUUUAUAAUGUGGGUCACUUAUUGGGGGAUGGAUUGAAAGCAAACCCCCCCUCAACAUGUCAUGCAAAUAGCCUUCAGAUUUAAGCUGAUGUCAUGGGGAAUCAUGUGCACUGAGGAGGAAGAGUGUGUGCUCAAAAUUUUGGGAAAAGAAAUUACACGCACCUCCUCAUACAAUAUAUAUAUAUCAGAAAGCCUAUUUAUUAAAAUGUUAGCUUUCGGUUAAUCAAGAACGUAUACUACCUGCUGUCCUGCUUCACACGGGCUAUAAUUUGUCAUAAUUUGUAUCUUUUGGUUUUAUGAGAAUGGAUGAUACUUUGGUCAAGAGAAACGUCUCCUUUUCGGAGAUGACACUCUUCAAUUACACACAAGUAAGAUCGAUUAUGCUGAAUAAGUGCUCUCCUUAAUGAAUCCGCCCGCCGCUGAGAUUUUCAAUGUAAAAUGGCAAGUGAUUUUGUGUAGAGUAGAAUAUAAAAACUGUGACCAGCUUAGCCUUAUUACUAUACUGUAAAUGCCCCACGAUCUGCUUUUUAGAAACGUCCUUUAGAGGCACAAGUGAUUUCAGUGUUAUAUGUUUGUUAUAGUGGAACAGGAAAGAUUUGCUGCAGCCCGUGUUGGUAUUUUUUAAGCGGUUUUUCCCUGUUUUAUUACUGGAAUUCAGAGUGAGGGGAUACAAGUGUUUGUCUAUAUUGAAGGUAAUAGGAGAUAUUUUUAAGAUGUUUUGAAUUUCUUUCUUUUCUUAUUGUUGUGAAUGUUCUGUUUUUGAGUCCAGAGAUUUUAUUGUGGGCUUCGUGUUGCCUCUGCUGUUUCGCUAAAGCUUGCUAAAGAUGUGUUUCUGACCGACGCUUGGACCUACCUCCCGAGGGCCGUUGUUGGUUUUAAACCCACAAACGUAAUGCUCUUUGUCCUCCCGCCCUCCACUAUGACGGAGUCCAGACCCAUGGGCGGGAUCGCUAAUGGCAGACGAGGUCAAGGGUCAUAUUUGAGCCGGAAUGGAUUUUUUCACAGCUGUACGCAGUUUGAAGGAGCACGUGACAAAUGACCACUCUGAUAAUAUUGAAUUAGGAUAUGAAGUCAUAUCGUAUUCUCUGUGGUGUUUUCUUUUCUUUCUUUUUUUUAAUCUUCCUUCUCUCAGCUGCUUUUAGCUUUCGGCUGUUUGAGCUUUAAUAAGCACUUAUUGUAUUCAAGGAAUAUUUGAAGCUACCUGUGGCAUCAGAGCUGCUGGGGGAGCAAAUAAGACUCAGCUGUCACUUUCACGCGUUUGUCAGGAUGUGACAAAUAUGAAUUAUUAUGAAAGGCAAUACCAAAAGACGCCUUUUGAUAGCCGACGAGCUCAUUGGGAAUAUUUUGACAAAAUGUCCCCACUGGAUCCUGGUCAACGUAUUUCGACAGAUUUAAUCAAUUUCUUCAUUUUCCCCGUCGUCGAGAUAAACAUAACUGUCAUCUACUGUAUCUGCUUUAUGAAUUUGUUUCAGUAUUCCUUCUCUUUUUUUUUGUUGUUUUUUUUUCAUCUGAAACUGUGACAUUUAUUCCCCUUUGGCAUCCUGUGAAAACAGACAGAUCAGAUUCCACAACAUCUAGAAGAGCAGACUUUGGAAACAUCGGUUAGGGGCGAGGUGAUGUCAUGUGACAUGACUGAGUUUCCAACUCCUCCUACGGUCCGGUUGGACUUCCACAAGCAAAGAUGGUCGUAACUUUGACUAAAGUUACAGGCGGCCCUGCAUCCGCCCGUCCUACCUGAGGCCGCGGCCUCCCUGAUAAGGGCUGAUUGGUGGCAGUGCAGUCUGACCUCUGACACGAGUACACUUCAGGGACUGUGGGUAAUUGAGAUUUGUUUUCCUGGUAAAAGAAAAACACAGACAGAGAGAGAAAAGCGAGGCAGGAUCUCACACUUCAUCAGUUAAAUGAUGCUGAACCACGUUCGUGAAAAGGAGGAGACCUUUGACUAAUGUUCGACUGAAAUAUACAUUUGCAGCUCUCUGCCCAUUUGUGUAAAAAAAUACAAAAAAAAAAUACAAAAAAGAUCAUAUACAGUUUCCUGUCUUCUAUCAGCAUAAUCGUCUCUGAGCCUCAAUAGUGGCGCUGGUGCAAUCGUUCUUGGUGACGCUGUAAAGAAAAAUAAAACGCAAUGGUUAAUUUCCUGUGUGCUACUAUGAUGUGAAAUGGGCAGAGUAGAAAUGACAGAACAUGAUACAAUAGGAUGCCAUCUUUUUGGGGGGUUUUUUCUUCUGCGUUGUCACUUUAGCUUGCUCACAGCCUCUGGAAAAUGUAUUCUUAGGUUUUUGUCUGAUGUUUUUUUUUAUCACCUCGGCUGCCAUCUUGAAUGUUGAGUAUCUUUGAUCAUGUGCCGUUGUCACUUGCAUAGCAGUGUUUGCUAUCGACGAGGAUAAAAGUACUCUUUAUCUUUGCUAUCCCGAGUAUGUCCACAUUCCUAUUGUUCAUGACAUCUGUACAAUUUGUAUAUUAUAAAAUGAUUUAUAUUUAAUGUG